Molecule: messenger RNA, 357 nt
Organism: Vigna unguiculata (cowpea)
Lineage: Eukaryota; Viridiplantae; Streptophyta; Magnoliopsida; Fabales; Fabaceae
Product: membrane-anchored ubiquitin-fold protein 3-like
Molecular function (GO): protein binding
Source: RefSeq, a predicted model, not a curated record
AUGGCUGAAGGGGAACAUAUUGAGCUUAAAUUUCGCAUAUAUGAUGGAACUGAUAUAGCACACAACACCUAUUCAUCAUCAACAACCAUUGCUACCCUUAAGCAGAAGCUAAUUGCUGAGUGGCCUCAAGGUAAAACAAUUACACCAAAGGUAGUAAGUGACCUAAAACUCAUACAUGCCGGAAAAAUCUUGGAAAACAACAAAACUCUGGCCGAUUCCAGAAUAACAUUUAGUGACAUCCCUGGAGGUUUUGUUACGAUGCAUGUUGUAGUACAACCUCGACCGACUAAAAAGAAAUCAGAAAAGAACCAAGAUGAGAAACAAAAGACAAAUUCAUGUUCAUGCAGUGUUCUUUAG